Molecule: messenger RNA, 2517 nt
Organism: Elgaria multicarinata webbii
Lineage: Eukaryota; Metazoa; Chordata; Lepidosauria; Squamata; Anguidae
Product: vomeronasal type-2 receptor 26-like
Exons: 6
Coding region: 1-2517 (838 amino acids)
Biological process (GO): G protein-coupled receptor signaling pathway
Cellular component (GO): plasma membrane
Molecular function (GO): G protein-coupled receptor activity
Source: RefSeq, a predicted model, not a curated record
AUGCUGCUGCUUAUGGUGUCGCCAUUUAUGUUGCUGCCACUGGUAUCAUACAAUGCUCCAAUUGAUGAAUGUGUUGCUAGUGACCGCCUUCAUAUUGUUCACAAGUAUUAUCAGCCAGGAGAUCUCAUCAUUGGCGGUGUAAUUUCUCAGAUCUACACAUUUUCCAGACUUAUAACCUUCAAAGAACGUCCCUCUGAUGCACUCUUUGAUGAGCUAGUUUAUUUUCUUGCAAGCUGGACCUAUCUUGCCUCAAUAAAACUUCUCUCCACACAAGGAAAGUUUGUUGCUAAUUACAAGUGUGAUGUCGAAAAUAAUCUAAUAGCUGCCAUUGGAGGACCUAACUCUGAUAUUUCUCUCUUCAUGGCAAGCAUUCUGUGCAUGUAUAAGAUUCCACAGAUCAUAUAUGGUUGUUCUCCAGUCAUUAACAGCAGAACCCAAGGACAUUUCUAUCACCAGAUGUUUCCAAGUGGGACCUUGCAAUAUAGUGGAAUUCUUCAGUUGCUUCUGUUUUUUGGAUGGAAAUGGAUUGGGGUGAUGUUUGUAGAUGAUGAUAAUGGAGAGGAGUUUGUACAGAAUCUGCUUCCAAUAUUUUAUGACAGUGGUAUCUGCUUUGACUUCAAAGAAGCCUUACCAAGAACAACAUUUUCCAGUACCAUUGAAGAUACUGUAGACACGUGGCUUGAAACACAUAUGGUUAUCUUGAGAAGCACGGCCAGUGUUAUACUCUUCCACGGUGAAAUUCAGACCAUGAUAUUUUUGAGAAUAUUUUCCCAGAUUCCAGAAUUUCUCUACAUUCCAACGAAAACCAAAGGUAAAGUCUGGAUUUUGACAGCCCAGAUGGAUUUCACAUCACUUCCCUUUCAAAGAAGUUGGGACAUAAAGUUCAUCCAUGGUGCUUUAUCCGUUUCAAUUCACUCAAAGGAUGUGUUUGGAUUCCAGAAAUUUCUUCAGACAAGAAACCCCACCUCAGAAAAUGAAGAUGGGUUUAUCAGGGAUGUCUGGCAAAGUGCAUUUGAAUGUUCUUUUCCUAGCACUCUCAAUUUAGAUAGAACAUUUGAGAAAACCUGCACUGGAGACGAGACGUUGGAGAACCUUCCAGGGUCUGUUUUUGAAAUGAGCAUGACUGUUCAUAGUUACAGCAUCUACAAUGCUGUCUAUGCUGUGGCACAUGCUCUGCAAUCCAUGCAAUCAUCAAAAUUCAAAUACACAAAAAUGGCAGAUGGUCAAAAUCAGAAGCUUCUGAAUCAAGAACUGUGGCAGCUCCACCACUAUCUAAGAAGUGUCUCAUUCAAUAACUCUGCUGGAGAAAAAGUUUCCUUUGACCAAAAGGGAGAAUUAGUAUCUGGAUUUGAUAUUAUCAACUGGGUCACAUUCCCAAACCAGUCCUUCCUUAGAGUCAAAGUUGGAAAGAUAGACCCCUUUGCUCCACUAGACAAACAAUUUACCAUUUCUGUGGAUGCCAUGAUAUGGCCCAGCUUGUUUAAUGAGGUACAACCUCUUUCUCUGUGUAAUGACAAUUGCCAUUCUGGUUAUAGAAAGACAAAAAAAGAAGGGAAGCCAUUUUGCUGCUACAAUUGCCUUCCAUGCCCACCUGGGAAAAUUUCAAACAAGAUUGACAUGGACGACUGCUGCCAAUGUCCAGAAGGUUAUUACCCAAACCAUUACCAGGAUUUAUGCAUGCCAAAAGAUAUACACUUCUUAUCAUAUGAACAACCCUUAGGAAUCAGUUUGGCAAUAUCUUCUCUGUCAUUUUCUUUCAUGACAUUUUUAGUGCUUGGGAUCUUCAUUAAGCACCACGACACUCCAAUUGUCAAAGCCAACAACCAGAAUCUCACUUAUGCACUCCUUGUAUCCUUACUGCUCUCCUUCCUUUGUGUUUUCCUAUUCAUUGGUCGACCUGACAAGGUGACAUGCCUGUUUCAACAAACUGCUUUUGGCAUCAUCUUUUCAGUGGCAGUUUCCUGUGUGUUGGCCAAGACAAUCACUGUGGUUCUUGCUUUCAUGGCCACCAAACCAGGGUCCAUAAUGAGGAAAUGGAUAGGGAGAAGUCUCGUAGCCUUCAUAGUUUCCCCCUGCUCCCUUAUCCAAGCUGCUAUUUGUACUGUGUGGUUGGCAAGUUCUCCUCCAUUUCCAGAUUUCGACAUGCACUCAAUGGCUGAAGAAAUUGUGCUACAAUGCAAUGAAGGUUCUCCUAUAAUGUUUUUCUCUGUCUUGGGCUUUAUGGGUUUCCUGGCUAUUCUCAGUUUCAAUGUGGCUUUUCUAGCCAGGAAGUUACCUGACAGUUUUAAUGAAGCCAAGUUCAUCACCUUCAGCAUGUUGGUCUUCUGCAGUGUCUGGCUGUCCUUUGUUCCAACUUACCUGAGUACAAAAGGAAAAUACAUGGUAGCUGUGGAGAUCUUCUCCAUCUUAGCAUCCAGUGCUGGAUUACUGUGUGGUAUCUUUCCCCCCAAAUGCUAUAUCAUUUUGCUGAGGCCCACCUUAAACAGUAAAGUGCAGCUAUUAAAGGGAAAGCAUUGA